This is a messenger RNA of Phoenix dactylifera (date palm), 2488 nucleotides long. RefSeq names its product transmembrane 9 superfamily member 1. Lineage: Eukaryota; Viridiplantae; Streptophyta; Magnoliopsida; Arecales; Arecaceae. Gene Ontology annotation, biological process: protein localization to membrane. The record is from RefSeq and is a predicted model, not a curated record. Gene Ontology annotation, cellular component: membrane.
AGAUUGUCAAAACGGUGAAGACAUUCUCCGGUAUAUUUAUAUUUUUUGUUUAAUCACCGCAACCAAAGAAGGCCCGCGUCUGUGCCAAUCUAAGGAAGAAUAAGGGUUCAUUCCGCGUUCUCUCCUCUCCCCUCCUUUCUCUGUCUCUCUUAAUCGAGCGAGCGAGCGAGCUAGCGAGCGGCCGAAGGGAUUAAAUAAAGAGAAGCCCUGCCAGAAAGGCGCCUCCGAGCCCCGCGCUCUCAGAUCCGGCCGCGGCGAUGCCCUCCGACGCCCGAUUUCUGCUUUCUCUUCUCGCCCUUCUCCUUCUCGUCGCCGGCGCCGCCGCCUCCGAGUACGAUCACAAGUACAAAGCUGAUGACCCUGUUGCACUCUGGGUAAACAAGGUUGGCCCCUAUAAUAAUCCUCAGGAAACAUACAAUUAUUACAGCCUUCCAUUUUGCCAGCCAUCUGAAAACCCUGCUCACAAGUGGGGUGGGCUUGGAGAAGUUCUGGGCGGAAAUGAACUGAUAGACAGCCAAAUAGACAUAAAGUUUCAAAAAAAUGUUGACAAGGGCUCCAUUUGUAUGCUUGAGCUUGAUGCUGCAAAGGUGAAGCAUUUCACAGAUGCAAUAGUUAACUCAUAUUGGUUUGAGUUCUUCAUUGAUGAUCUACCUUUGUGGGGCUUUGUUGGAGAGACUGACAAAAACAAUGAAAAUAAACAUUUUCUUUUCACGCACAAGAAUAUUGUUGUUAGAUACAACAACAAUCAGAUAAUUCAUGUCAAUCUCACUCAAGAAAGUCCAAAACUUCUGGAAGCUGGGAAGACAUUAGACAUGACUUACUCAGUAAAAUGGUUGCCAACAAAUGUGACAUUUGCACGUCGUUUUGAUGUUUACUUGGAUUACCCUUUCUUUGAGCACCAGAUUCAUUGGUUCUCCAUUUUCAACUCUUUUAUGAUGGUUAUUUUCCUCACUGGCUUGGUGUCCAUGAUAUUGAUGCGAACUCUCAGAAAUGAUUAUGCAAAGUAUGCUCGUGAAGAUGAUGAUCUGGAGACUCUGGAAAGAGAUGUGAGUGAAGAAUCUGGAUGGAAGCUUGUUCAUGGCGAUGUCUUUCGGCCUCCUUGCAGUUUGGCUCUUCUUUCAGCUGUUGUUGGUACUGGUGCCCAGCUGGCAAUUCUUGUUCUUCUGGUAAUCGUGUUGGCAAUCAUUGGAAUGUUGUACAUUGGGCGAGGAGCUAUCGUCACGACUUUCAUUGUGUGCUAUGCUCUCACAUCAUUCAUUUCAGGCUAUGUCAGUGGUGGACUUUACUCACGGAAUGGCGGUAAAAACUGGAUAAAGGCAAUGAUCCUCACAGCAUCACUGUUUCCAUUUAUGUGCUUUGGGAUUGGCUUCAUACUUAAUACAAUUGCUAUAUUCUAUGGAUCACUAGCAGCUAUACCAUUUGGGACAAUGGUGGUUGUGUUCAUACUUUGGGCUUUCAUCUCCUUUCCUCUCGCACUUUUAGGUACUGUUGUGGGUAGAAACUGGAGCGGCUCCCCGAAUAAUCCAUGCCGUGUGAAGACCAUUCCUCGUCCUAUUCCAGAGAAGAAAUGGUAUCUUACACCUUCUGUUGUCUCACUCAUGGGAGGGCUGCUUCCUUUUGGCAGCAUAUUCAUUGAGAUGUAUUUUGUCUUCACGUCCUUCUGGAACUACAAGGUUUACUAUGUCUAUGGCUUUAUGUUGCUGGUAUUCCUGAUCCUCAUAAUUGUCACAGUAUGUGUGACCAUUGUGGGAACAUAUUUCUUGCUAAAUGCGGAGAACUAUCACUGGCAGUGGACUUCUUUCUUUUCUGCAGCUUCAACUGCUGUCUAUGUGUACCUCUACUCUAUAUACUACUAUCAUGUGAAGACCAAAAUGUCGGGCUUUUUCCAGACUAGCUUCUAUUUUGGCUACACUCUAAUGUUUUGUCUUGGUCUAGGAAUACUUUGUGGUGCUGUGGGCUAUCUGGGGUCUACGAUGUUUGUUAGAAGAAUUUACAGAAACAUCAAAUGUGACUAGAACCAGCCAAAUUCCCAAGACUAAGAGUGUACGCCGCGAUGCUUUGUUGAGGCAGCAGCAUUUGGGGAGUUUAAAGUUGGAUCGGCUACAGAAUCUGAUAAUGCUUGGUGAAACUGCAAGGGAGGGCUGUGCGUUCUUCUCUUACUUUUUCUCCAGUUGUUUCCGUUCUGAUCUCUGGACUCGGAUGGCUUUGCAUUUUUUCCCAUGCUGUAGGCAAUAGCCUCCAUAUACUUAAUUAAUACAGGAUAAAUUUAAUUUAGUUGGAAGCAUAUUCGACCUCUUUUUUAAUCUUGUUUGGUGUUAACAUGAACCCAAAGCAGUGUAAUCCUCUGCUAAUGGAUACACAUGUACCAGUCUCUUUUCCCUAUUUGUCCCUAUCAUUUCUUAUGUCAUCUGAUUAAUGUUUCUGUUGUUGCUUCUUGAAAUAUUUAGAACUGUUCAAUUCAUUUGUAGUAUGGAAGUUAUUUUUGUCA